Prunus avium (sweet cherry) is the source of this 1771-nucleotide messenger RNA. It is a transcript of the gene ACX4, whose product is annotated as acyl-CoA oxidase 4. Gene Ontology annotation, molecular function: acyl-CoA dehydrogenase activity; flavin adenine dinucleotide binding. Gene Ontology annotation, cellular component: peroxisome. NCBI's taxonomy places the organism in Eukaryota, Viridiplantae, Streptophyta, Magnoliopsida, Rosales, Rosaceae. The record is from RefSeq and is a predicted model, not a curated record. Gene Ontology annotation, biological process: fatty acid beta-oxidation.
GUGAUCCGCCACAACAGUAACACGUAAGAUCGUUUCCACUUCUCCACUUUCGUCCCCUUCCCCGCUCCAUUUGCUGCUCAUUUUUUUUCGUUGAAGCUCCACCGAAAGAAAACGAAAAAACAGAGAAAGACCUCCUUUUUCUCUUCCUCAUCGUUUUCUCUUGAAGUUUCACAGCCAUGACAGUACCUCCGACUCAAGAUGAUGUUAACAAGAAUGAGAGGACUAAUUACUUCAAUUCACCUGCAAUGGAUGUCUCACUUGCUUUUCCGCAAGCAACACCAGCAUCUACCUUUCCUCCCUGCACUUCAGACUAUUAUCAAUUUGAUGAUCUAUUGACGCCUGAGGAGCAGGCUGUCAGAUUGAGAGUAAGACAGUGUUUAGAGAAACACGUUGCUCCUAUUAUGGCAGAGUAUUGGGAGAAGGCAGAGUUUCCAUUUCAUGUUAUUCCAAAGUUUGGUGCAUUGCGUAUUGCUGGUGGCACGAUCAAGGGUUAUGGGUGUCCUGGUCUUUCUAUUACAGCAAGUGCUUUUGCUACAGCUGAAAUUGCUAGAGUUGAUGCAAGCUGUUCUACUUUCUUCCUAGUUCAUUCCUCACUUGCAAUGCUAACUAUUGCAUUAUGUGGAUCGGAGGCUCAAAAGCAGGAAUAUUUACCUUCCUUGGCUGAAUUUAAAACUGUAGCCUGCUGGGCUUUGACUGAGCCUGACUAUGGAAGUGAUGCAAGUGCCUUGAGAACAACAGCAACAAAGGUUGAAGGCGGUUGGAUACUUGAGGGCCAAAAGCGCUGGAUAGGGAAUAGUACCUUUGCUGAUGUAUUGGUUAUUUUUGCUAGGAAUACAACAACAAAUCAGAUUAAUGGAUAUAUAGUAAAGAAGAAUGUCCCUGGACUGACAGCUACAAAAAUAGAAAAUAAAAUUGGUUUGCGAAUUGUUCAAAAUGGAGAUAUUCUCUUAAAGAAAGUCUUUGUCCCUGAUGAGGACAGGUUACCUGGUGUUAACUCUUUUCAGGAUACUAGCAAGGUUCUUGCUGUUUCACGUGUCAUGGUCGCCUGGCAACCUAUUGGUUUAUCUAUGGGAGUCUAUGAUAUGUGUCACAGGUAUCUGAAGGAGAGGAAACAAUUUGGAGCCCCCCUUGCUGCUUUCCAAAUCAACCAAGAGAAACUUGUUCGUAUGCUGGGUAAUGUUCAAGCUAUGGUACUUAUAGGUUGGCGCCUCUGUAAGUUGUAUGAGAAGGGUAAAAUGACUCCAGGCCACGCUAGCUUGGGGAAGGCAUGGAUUACUCUGAGAGCAAGGGAAACGGUUGCUCUAGGGAGGGAAUUACUAGGCGGCAAUGGAAUUUUAGCUGAUUUUCUUGUUGCAAAGGCUUUCGGUGAUUUGGAACCCAUCUACACUUUCGAAGGCACUUAUGACAUCAACGCCCUGGUGACAGGUAGGGAAAUCACCGGCAUUGCCAGCUUCAAGCCAGCAGCAUCAAGCCAACGAAGCCGCCUGUAGCUGUGAAGCUUCUCUGAAUUUCCAGAGCUCUCUGGACAACUUUGUUUAAUAAGUAACAAGGUUGGCUGAUGCCAAGGUGGUUUUAAAUAAGAAACAAUCAUGAGACAUGGAGUGAAUACAUCCAUCGGCGACCACAACAAAUAAAUUUGCCUUAUAAAUUCUUCUUGUUGAACAUUGUAUUCUUAUAGUUAUGAAAGACACAAUAAAUCUUAGCAGAAACAAAUCCCUGGUCACCAAACUAGGGUUUCCCCUGAAUCUUUUGUAGACUUACACCUUGCAUA